AUGGAGUCUCCAGUUUCAUUUUUCAAAUAACUUUCCAAGACUUGCCACACCAGAAAGUCCAUAGAAACAGGAAAAAGAAAUGGAGGAACAACAGAAAUCCAGUCAUGUGGUGCUUGUUAUGGUAACCUUUCAAGGCCACAUAAAUGCCGCUCUCCAGCUAGCUACUAUCUUGCACUCAAAGGGCUUCUCAAUCACUAUAGUUCACCUUGAAUUGAACUCUCCUAAGCCUUCAAACUACCCCGAAUUCACCUUCGUAUCCAUACCAGAUAAUCUCACGGAAUCUCAACUCUCAGAUAAAGAUAUUCCAGGUCUUGUGAGGAGUGUCAACAAAAACUGUGCAGCACCAUUACAGCGAUGCCUCGAAAAGAUCUUGCACUCUCAUCACCAUAUCUCUGCUGUCAUCUAUGAUUCAUUCAUGUUUUGUGCUCAACCUAUAGUCGACGAUUUGGGGCUACCCGGGGUAACUCUGUGUACACAUUCUGCUCUAGGAUUGCUAUUCUAUCAUGUCUUUCCUCAACUUAAUGAGAAAGUUUGUGUUGCAGAUUGUAUAUCUGGACUUGAAUCACCAGAGCUUCAAGCUCUUCAGCUUCAAGGCUUUCAUGCAUUAUCAUCACAGAAUCCGACUGAAGCAGGGCUGGAGGUGGGAGCUGCAUUCGCAAAUGCGUUGAAGAGCUCAUCAGCUAUAAUUGUGAACUCAAUGGAAUUUUUAGAACUAGAAGUACUGUCAAAGAUCAAACAAUACUUACCUACUCCAAUUUUCAUCGUAGGACCAUUACACAAAUUAGCUCCAACCAUGUGCAACUCAUUAUGUACUGAGGACAAUAAAUGCAUCUCUUGGCUUAACAAACAAGCCCCCAAAUCUGUCAUCUAUGUGAGCUUUGGUAGCAUUGCCAAUAUUGAUAAGCAAGAACUAAUUGAGACAGCUUGGGGACUAUCCAACAGUAAACAACCCUUCCUGUGGGUGUUUAGGCCUAGUAUGGAUCGUGGCUCAGAAUGGACUGAAUCAUUGCUAAAUGAGUUGGAAGAGAGUGUGGGAGAAAGAGGUUUCAUUGUGAAAUGGGCACCUCAAAAGGAAGUGUUGGCUCACGCUGCAGUGGGUGGAUUUUGGAGUCACUGUGGGUGGAAUUCAACCAUUGAGAGUAUUUGUGAAGGGGUACCGAUGUUAUGCAGACCUUUCUUUGGAGACCAAAUCUUGAACGCAUGUUACAUCUGUAACGUUUGGAAAAUAGGCUUGGAAUUGCAGAAUCAGGAAAGAGGGAAUAUAGAAAGAACAAUAAAAAGACUAAUGGUUGAUAUGGAAGGAAAUUAUAUCAGAAAGAGAGCUAUGGAUUUGAAGGAGAAAGCUGCUUUUUAUCUAAUGGAGGAUGGUUCUACAAGCUGUUCUUUCGAUGGGCUAGCAAAACAUAUAUCAUCAGUUUAAGAGACAUGAAAUUAAACAUCCUUGUAGUUGUACUUUCAAUUUAUCGUAUGACAUUGUGAUUUGUGUAAUUCGUAUCUACAAAAAGGGCAAACAUUUGUAUAAUAAAGAAUGAUUUGUUAAA
Molecule: messenger RNA, 1541 nt
Organism: Gossypium raimondii (Peruvian cotton)
Lineage: Eukaryota; Viridiplantae; Streptophyta; Magnoliopsida; Malvales; Malvaceae
Product: UDP-glycosyltransferase 76E2
Exons: 2
Coding region: 80-1420 (446 amino acids)
Molecular function (GO): UDP-glycosyltransferase activity
Source: RefSeq, a predicted model, not a curated record